AUGGCGAGUCAGCGAAAUUCUAGAGUCCUACGGUCUUUACGUCAAGCACAAGAAGUUGCUGACAGUGGCGCCGCUGGCACUCCCAACCCUGCGGUGGGUGCUCCAGACGCACCGAAACCUAUCGAGAUGUCGUUUCUCUCGAACGCGACUAGUUUCGUCGAUGACAAGGGCGUGGGGCACGUCAAGGUGAACAAUGGCGUGGACUGGUCGAACAUUUUGCCCAGGGAUUCUACCGUGCACAUUUCCUAUGGAGGCUCAGGCUCGAACAAGGAGAUUCUGGUUGUCCCUGUUGACAACAAGACAUCGGACUCCCUGCCAAAGGAUGUCGCGCCAGGGAAGAGCGUACCGAAUAUGGCCAACCACUUACCAGAAGGGUCUGGUAGUGUGGGGACCAUUGGGGUGGUGGUCGACACGGGAGCGGACUCGACUGUACUCAUCGUUGUCGGCUCUGUACUUGGCCUUGUCGCCAUUGUGGCCGUGGUUGCAGUGGCAGUCUACGGCCGAAGGAUUCGACGUCGAGCGCAUUCCGAAGACCAGAGCAGUACGGACGAGGCGUUCAUCGUGGGCUCGCUGCCUCACCAACCUGCUCCGCCACCAAGUGCGCUGGACACGGACAUGACUCCAGAUCUCUGGGUCGAAGGCCAGUACCAGUACUCGCCCAACAUGAGUCGUCUGCAGACGUCUCUCAAUGGCACCGCUAUUCUGUCGGACAAUAAAACGACUCCGAUGCACGACCGACUUACUGUGGACGCUUACCCGACGAGUGGGCGAGGCCAUCAUGGUCAUGGCGGACGAGGCGAUAGUAAACGCGUUGACCAUCGAAGGAGUGCUCACCUCGACCAGUUUGAUCUGGGCAAAGUGGAUGGUGGACGGGACGAGCACCGACGUACUGGACGUGAUCGCUCGGACUAUGGCAGGAGUCUGCGCAGCAACGGCGGCAGUCGUCAUGAUCGUAGUAGCCGGUACGACCGCAGCGGCCACUUUGAUCGUAGUUUGCGACGGGACCUGGGUGCUCUCGAGGACAUUUCGGAUCGAGGCCGUCAUCGAGCAGGUACAGCACCGAUUGUUUUGUACGACGAAGACUCAAUCGAAGAGCUCCACUCGAGCCGAAAACAUCGCGCGCGACCGCCCCGACCACCUCAGUCAUACCAACAGCACGAGCAACUACAACAACAGCAGCUGCAACAGCAGCAAGAACGUCGUCGUGAUAAGCACAACGCUUCGAGGCGAGAUAGAUAA
Messenger RNA from Peronospora matthiolae, 1239 nucleotides. The record is from the annotation of a GenBank genome assembly. Lineage: Eukaryota; Oomycota; Peronosporomycetes; Peronosporales; Peronosporaceae.